Messenger RNA from Aspergillus pseudonomiae, 1206 nucleotides. Its product is annotated as kinase-like domain-containing protein. Bases 1 to 1206 code for a protein of 401 amino acids. NCBI's taxonomy places the organism in Eukaryota, Fungi, Ascomycota, Eurotiomycetes, Eurotiales, Aspergillaceae. The record is from RefSeq and is a predicted model, not a curated record. Gene Ontology annotation, biological process: osmosensory signaling pathway; cellular response to oxidative stress; stress-activated MAPK cascade. Gene Ontology annotation, cellular component: cytoplasm; nucleus. Gene Ontology annotation, molecular function: ATP binding; protein serine/threonine kinase activity. The transcript is spliced from 8 exons.
AUGGCAGAGUUCAACCGCUCACAGGUCUUGGGAUCUGUGUUUGACACCACCAGCAGGUAUAUUAACGUACGACCAGUGGGCCUGGGUGCCUUUAGUCUUGUUUGUUCCGCUUAUGACCUGGUCAGGGGCCAAGCAGUGGCGAUCAAAAAGCUAUUGAACCCCUUUGCCACGCCAGCCAGCGCUAAGCAGACGUACCGGGAGAUUAAGCUCUUGAAACAGCUACGACAUGAGAACCUCAUCGGCUUGUGCGAUGUUUUUAUAUCUCCCCGAACAGAUGUUUACCUGGUAACCGAGCUCCUCUCAACUGACCUCGGCCGCCUCCUGGAAGCUGGACCCCUUGAACCACAAUUCGUACAGUAUUUCGCGUAUCAAAUACUGGUGAGAGUUGCUCGCGCUUCGUACCUUCAUUCUUACAAUUCUGACGAGCCUCAGCGUGGCUUAAAAUACCUACAUUCGGCCGGCGUAGUUCACCGGGAUAUCAAACCUAGCAACUUGGUCAUCGAUGAGAACUGCGACUUGAAAAUAUGUGAUUUCGGUCUCUCCAGGCCGCAAGAUCAUCGAAUGACUGGAUAUGUCUCGACACGGUAUUACCGUGCACCGGAGGUCAUGCUUACAUGGCAAAUGUACGGUGUCGAGAUGGAUAUUUGGAGCGCCGGAUGUGUCAUUGCAGAGAUGCUCAAUGGAAAGCCUUUAUUCCCCGGGCAAGACCCAAUUAACCAGUUCUACUUAAUCCUGGACGUGUUGGGAAACCCGUCUGACAAGUUUAUCUCGCGGAUUUGUACCACGAAUACAGUGGAGAUCAUCCGGUCACUGGAGCGGAGAGAGCCACGUCCCUUGCAAAGCGUUAUUCAGAAUCUAGAUGAUUAUUCCCGGAGUUUGCUCGAGAGAAUGCUCACGCUGGACCCACAAGAGAGGAUUUCCGCCGAGGAAGCCCUACAACACCCCUAUAUGAGAAUGUAUCAUGACCCGACCGAUGAGCCCAUUGCGGAACAAAAGUUCGACUGGAUGUUCAACGGCGGUGAAUUCGAUGAGGAGAUGCUAAAAGAAAUGAUGUACGCCCUUCCUCGUCUCCCCCUGAAAGCUCUUCUACUAACAAGGAAGCUGCAUUGGUGCUAUACACUCAGUGUUCACUCCUAUUUCCUGCCGUCAAGAAACUUUUGCGUCAUAAUAAAAGUGCCUACCCACAUGCACCUUGGCUCUCAAUAA